Messenger RNA from Dentiscutata heterogama, 204 nucleotides. NCBI's taxonomy places the organism in Eukaryota, Fungi, Glomeromycota, Glomeromycetes, Diversisporales, Gigasporaceae. The record is from the annotation of a GenBank genome assembly.
AUGUCACAAUCUUCACAAUCUUCUGUUAAUAUAAAUGAUAAUUUUGAAAAUAAUACUGUUGAAGAUAAUGACUAUGAAGAUAAUACCUAUGAAGAUAAUACUAUUGUUGAAUCUAAUAUAGAAACUGAUACUAUUGCUGAAUCUAGUAGUUCUCAAGAUAUGGAAAUUGAUUUUAAAGAUAUAAAUAGUUUUGAAGAUAUAGAU